AUGGAUAUAAGUAAAGAUACGAAAAAAGUACAUAGAGUUAGUAAAGCUGGUGCUAAAGCAAAUAAAAAGAAAGCAGCAAAAUUAAAGAGAUUAGAACAAAAUGAGGCAUUAAAAGGAAGAAAUCCAAAGGCUUUCAUUGCCAAUACAUCAUAUGCAUCAUUAAAGCAACAACGUCGUGUUUUAGAUAAAGAACAAAAGAGAAUCAAUUUACCAGUUAUUGAUAGAUCAGGUACAGCAAUUGAAACCCCACCAUAUGUUAUUGCCGUUGUUGGUCCACCUCAAUGCGGUAAAACUACUUUAAUUAGAUCAUUAAUCAAAAACUAUACUAGACAUUCAAUUAACGAAGUUAAAGGUCCAAUCACAAUUGUAGCAGGUAAAAAACGUCGUCUUACUUUUAUCGAGUGCAAUAACGACUUAAACUCAAUGAUAGAUACAGCAAAAGUUGCAGAUUUAGUUUUACUUCUUAUCGAUGCAUCAUAUGGUUUUGAAAUGGAAACUUUCGAAUUUUUAAACAUUCUCAAAACUCAUGGUUUCCCAAAAGUUAUUGGUGUAUUAACCCAUUUAGAUGGUUUCAAAAAUAAUAAAAAAUUAAAAAAGACCAAAAAGAAGUUUAAGGAUAGAUUUUGGACUGAAAUUUACGAAGGUGCAAAAUUAUUUUACUUAUCAGGUGUAAUUCACGGCAAAUAUCCAAAAGUUGAAAUUCAUAAUUUAGCAAGAUUUAUUUCAGUUGCCAAUUUUGUACCAUUAACUUGGAGAAAUACACAUCCAUAUGUAUAUGUUGAUAGAUUUGAAGAUACAACUGACCCAGAAGUUUUAAGAAAUAAUAAAAAAGCCGAUAGAAAUAUUUGUCUUUAUGGUUAUGUUCGUGGUACCUAUUUGAAACCACAUAUGAAAGUUCAUAUCCCAGGUAGUGGUGAUUAUAUUAUGAAAUCAAUUACAUCAAUGCCAGAUCCAUGUCCUUUACCACAAGAAAGAAAAAAAACUCUUAAUGAAAAAGAACGUCUUAUUUAUGCUCCAAUGUGCGAUAUUGGUAACUCUAUUAUUUUCGAUAAAGAUGCUGUAUAUAUUAAUAUUCCAGAUAACAAAUUAGCUUUUUCAAAAGAAGUUGAUGAAAGUGACGAGGAAGGUGAAGGUGAAAGUAUGGUAAAGAAACUUCAAAAUACUCAAUUCUCAAUUGAUGAAAAAAUGAAAAAUUCAGAAUUUUCUUUAUUCUCAAGUAAACCAACAACUAUUAAAGCAAAUAAUACAUAUACUCAAAUUGAAGAGAUUAGUGAUAGAGAAUAUUAUGACGAACCAGAUAUGCCAACAAACGGUACUCAAAAGGUUGAAGUUAAAGAAGAUAUCAAUGGUAGAGUUAGAAGAAAGGUUAAAUUUGUUGAUUUAAAGAAAAAUCCAACUGAAUACAAUAGUGAUGACGAAGGUGAUGAAGAUGAUAGCGAUGCUGAAGAAGAAGAAGAUGAAGAAGAAGAGGAGGAAUCAAGAAAUGAAAUUGCAUUUGAUGAUGAAGACGAUUUACAAAGUGAUGAAGAAUAUUACGAUCCACAAAAUAAAGGUGGAAAUGAUGAAGAUGAGGAUGAUGAAGAGGACGAAGAUGAAGAAGAAGACGAAGAAGAAGAUGAUGAUGACGAAGAAGAAGAUGAAGAAGAAGAAGAGUAUGACGAAGAAACUGGUGAAAGUGCAAAAUGGAAAGAAAAAAUGAAACCAAACUUUACAAUUUCAAAUAAUCCAGUUAAUUUAACAAAACUAAUUUAUGGUGAUGAUUUAUCAAAUGUAAACAAUAAGAAUAGUAAAAAAGGAAACGACCAAGAUGAUGACGAUUUCUUUACAGUUAGAAAAGGUGGUUUUAGUUCAUUAAAAUUAAGUUCAGAUAAAGGUUCAGCUAAAGAUGCUUUAGAUUCAGCUAAAUAUAUACAUUCAACACACGAUCUUAAGAGUGAAGAAAUUAAAGAAUUACUCAAAAAGAAAUUUGUUUCAAAAGGUGAAUUAGAAUCAGUUGGUGCAGUUGGUAAAAACGAUUCAGGUGAUGGUGAAGAUCAAGUAUUAUUUGGUGAUUUUGAAGAUUUAGAAACUGGUAAAGUUUAUGAAGCAGGCUCAACUCAACCAAAAGAUAGUGAUGAAGAAGAUUCAGAUGACGAAGAUAAAGAAAAAGGUUCAGAUGAUGAUGAAGAAAGCAGCGAUGUUGAAAAAGAAAGAGAAAAGAAUAAAUCAAAGAAACAAAAACAAAUUGAAAAGAUUAAUGCUAAGUUUGAAGAGGGUGAAAAAGAUUAUGAGGGUGAAUUAAAUGCAGAGGCCAGACGUCAAAGAGAAAUUAAUGAAAAAGAAUUCGAACAAGAUGAUCAAUUUUAUCGUACUAAAUAUGAAGGUUUCCCAAUUGGUGUUUAUGUUAGAGUCGAGUUUGAAAAAAUCCCAUGCGAGUUCUCUGAAUAUUUUGACCCAAGAUACCCAGUAGUAGUAGGUGGUCUUUUAAGUAAUGAAGAAAAUCUUGGUAUGAUUAACGUCAACAUCAAGAAACAUCGUUGGCACAAAAAGAUUUUGAAAUCAAACGAUCCACUUAUUGUCAGUGUCGGUUGGCGUCGUUUCCAAACCAUGGUAUUAUACUCCACCAAAGAUAUUAAUGGCCGUAAUCGUAUGCUUAAAUAUACCCCAGAGCAUAUGCAUUGUCACGCCAGUUUUUAUGGUCCACUUACACCUCCAGGUACUGCCUUUGCUGCUUUCACCAAUUCAAAUAAUAAUCAAGCUAGCUUCCGUGUUAGUGCCACUGGUACAGUUUUAGAUUUAGAUAGUUCAAUCGAUGUUGUAAAGAAAUUGAAAUUAAUUGGUCAUCCAGAUAAGAUUUUAAAGAAAACAUGUUUUGUAAAUGGUAUGUUUACCAGUCGUCUUGAAGUUGCCAAAUUUGUUGGUGCUACUAUUCGUACUGUAUCUGGUAUUCGUGGUACCAUUAAGAAACCACUUUCUCAUCCAGAAGGUGCAUUCCGUGCAACAUUCGAAGAUAAAUUAAUUCCAUCAGAUAUUGUAUUCCUUCGUACUUGGUACACUGUCACCCCAACUAAAUAUUAUAAUCCAGUUACCUCACUCCUCCAAGAAAAGAAGACCAGCUGGCAAGGUAUGAAGACUGUUGGUCAAUUACGUUACGAAAACAACUUAAGUGCUCCAGUUAAAAAAGACUCAUCCUAUGAAGGCCUUAAAGUUGAAAGAGAACAAAAAUCAUUUAAACAACUUAAAAUCCCAACCAAACUUCAAUCACAACUCCCAUUCGAAGCCAAACCAAAACAAAGAGUUAUCAAAAAUCAAGAUGAUAUCCUUCUUUCAAGUCGUGUUAAUAUUGUAGAACCCCACGAACAACAAGUUGCAGACCUCAUGAAACGUUUACAAACCAUUAAAGAUAAAAAGAUUGAAAAAGAACAACAAAGAAGAGAGAGUCGUGCUGUUGAAACUAAGAAGAAACAAGAUAAAUUGGAUGUAGAAAGAGAAAAGAGACAAAAACAAGAAAAGAAGAGAAAAUCAAAAUUAGAAGCUUUAGGUAAAAUUAAAAAGAAAUCAAAAAUGGGUUAA
This is a messenger RNA of Dictyostelium purpureum, 3552 nucleotides long. RefSeq lists its product as uncharacterized. The record is from RefSeq and is a predicted model, not a curated record. Gene Ontology annotation, biological process: ribosome biogenesis; endonucleolytic cleavage of tricistronic rRNA transcript (SSU-rRNA, 5.8S rRNA, LSU-rRNA); maturation of SSU-rRNA from tricistronic rRNA transcript (SSU-rRNA, 5.8S rRNA, LSU-rRNA). The transcript is spliced from 3 exons. NCBI's taxonomy places the organism in Eukaryota, Evosea, Eumycetozoa, Dictyosteliales, Dictyosteliaceae. Gene Ontology annotation, cellular component: nucleus; 90S preribosome. Gene Ontology annotation, molecular function: GTP binding; U3 snoRNA binding; GTPase activity. Bases 1 to 3552 code for a protein of 1183 amino acids.